AUGCAAAAUAUAAAUUAAUUAUCUGCUCGUAUAUAAUAGAGCAUUUCUAAGUAACUUUCAACAUAAACAGAUUAAACUGGUAGUCAAAUCUUACUGAAUUCUGACACUUAAAAAUUGUUGAAAUAAAUUUACUUCAUCAAAGAAUGUGAUAAAAAAAAAAAAAAAUCAAAAUUUAUGGCUGCUAAGAAAGAAUUAUAAUUUGAAUAUCUGUCUGAGCCAAAAUAAAUCGAUAUUAAGUAGUUUAUUUAAAAAGAACAUUCAUACGAAUAAAAAAAAAGGAUUUCUGUUGAUAGUGCUAAUCAAGGUAGUUAAACAUGGAGAAUCGAGAGAUAGAUGAGAUAAAGCCUCAACUUUAAGGAUCUGCACAAGUUAGAUGAGUCAAUUGCAAUUGAUAUACUUAAUAGGCAAAUGGGAUAAACUGAAACCAAUUUUUAUGAAUAUAAACCCAAAUCUUAAAGGAGAACGAGGAGUCAAUAAGUUAAUAAAAGAGAUAUUAUGAAUUUAUCUAGCACUCCAUUCCAUAUUCCAAAAACUAAGAAUAAAUUAAAUAAAACUGCUUGUGACUUUAAAAUAUCGAACAAAGAUUAAGUAUUAUAUAAAUUGCCUGUUUCCAAUAUAGGAAUACCAAUUAUUAAAACUUAAAGAAGUAUGAGAAAAUCUCAUUAUCAUUACCCUUUUUCAACUAUGAAUAAUUUUAAUUAUAGCAGAUUAAAUAAAUCAUUGUGGGUAUCCAAUUUAUGA
Molecule: messenger RNA, 741 nt
Organism: Paramecium sonneborni
Lineage: Eukaryota; Ciliophora; Oligohymenophorea; Peniculida; Parameciidae
Source: the annotation of a GenBank genome assembly